UUGAACUCAAAAUUUGUCCCGAGUCAAGAUCCUCAGAAAGACCAAAUCCUUGGAGGUGAUAUACUGAUAAGAUACUGAUCAUGGCAAGACAUCGUUCAGUGACCUUGUUUUGUUUAGUAUUAGCAUGUGUUAGCGUCUUCAGCCAGAGUGCUUCCAGUUCCACCACUGCGAUAUCAACAGUCGCCACAACUUCGGCUAAUGGAUCAGUUAUAGCAGGAGGGCCAACGGUCCCGGGAGUCAACACUACUUCAACUGUCCCCACACCGAGUGUCUCGCCAACUUCAGCGACGUCUUCCUUGAACCUGGGCCUCUUACAACCUGGCCUGUGGCUGGCCAUAUUGGUUGCAAACUAUUUCAAGCAUGGAAAUAGAUUUGAUAAUCUCGGAUAA
Messenger RNA from Lingula anatina, 389 nucleotides. RefSeq lists its product as uncharacterized. The record is from RefSeq and is a predicted model, not a curated record. NCBI's taxonomy places the organism in Eukaryota, Metazoa, Brachiopoda, Lingulata, Lingulida, Lingulidae.